Molecule: messenger RNA, 2079 nt
Organism: Prunus armeniaca (apricot)
Lineage: Eukaryota; Viridiplantae; Streptophyta; Magnoliopsida; Rosales; Rosaceae
Source: the annotation of a GenBank genome assembly
AUGGGGGCAAAUUUGGUGGCGUCUAAUCUUUUGCGCCCGGUAGUUGAACCCAAGGAAGGACCCGUGAUGGUUGACCGGGUAUAUCCAGUCAUAAUGCUGCACUCACCGGCUGCAGCCCAUUUUAUUUUAAGAGCUUUGUUCUUCUCUCCACCUCCUUUCCAUAUUUACUCCUCAAAAUUUCCUGCAGAUUCUAAAUCCUCCUCCAUUCUGUUUCUGGGAUACAGAGAGAUAGAGAAGGGGGGAGGGUUGAUGGUGAAUGGUGAAGUCCCUUACAAGAUAUUAACAAGAGGAACAAGAAGAAGAAUGACUGCUAUUUCUCCUUGUCUGUCUUCCAAUGAGAAGAAGCACUGGUGGCUUAGCAGUAGAAAGAUUGUGGAAAAGUAUAUGAGAGAUGCCAGAAGCCUGAUUGCGACUCAUGAACAGAGCGAGAUCGCUUCGGCUGUGGGGCUCCUGGACGCGGCUCUGGCCAUCUCGCCUCGCCUGGAACAAGCCCUUGAACUCAAAGCCAGGUCUCUGCUCUAUCUCAGGCGCUUCAAGGACGUGGCUGAUAUGCUUCAGGACUACAUUCCCAGCCUCAAAAUGGCAUCCGAUGACUCGGCCUCCGACUCUUCCUCUCAGCCGCUUUCCAGGGAGCGAGUCAAGCUUCUCUCAUCUAACACCAACUCCUCCUCUGCCUCGCCGGAUCGGGAACCUUCCUUCAAGUGUUUCUCUGUCUCCGACUUGAAAAAGAAGGUCAUGGCAGGCCUCUGUAAAAAUUGCGAAAAGGAAGGGCAAUGGAGGUACUUGGUUCUCGGCCAGGCGUGUUGCCACCUGGGCCUAAUGGAGGAUGCCAUGGCUCUCCUCCAGACCGGAAAACGACUUGCCACCGCCGCAUUCCGCCGCGAAAGCAUAUGCUGGUCCGACGACAGCUUCUCCCUGUCCAAUUUCCAUCUCUCAGACGACAUCAUCUCGUCCGCCAACGCGCCCGCCACUCCGCCUCGGAUCCUAACCGAGUCGGAAACCGUGACCCACCUCCUCAGCCACAUAAAGCUCCUCCUUCGCCGCCGUACCGCUGCAAUUGCUGCCUUAGACGCCGGCCUUUACUCCGAGGCCAUCCGCCACUUCACUAAAAUCGUCGACGGCCGCCGUGGGGCCCCACAGGGAUUCCUGGCGGAGUGCUACAUGCAGCGCGCCUCGGCUUACCGGUCGGCGGGUCGGAUCGCGGAGGCCAUCGCGGACUGUAAUCGGACUUUGGCUCUUGAGCCGAGUUGCAUACAAGCGCUGGACACGAGAGCGUCACUUCUUGAGACGAUCAGGUGUUUGCCUGAUUGCUUACAUGACCUGGAGCACUUGAAGCUUUUGUACAAUGCCAUCUUGAGGGAUCGGAAGCUUGCGGGACCGGCCUGGAAGAGACACAACGUGAGGUACAGGGAGAUUCCCGGGAAGCUGUGUGUGCUGACGACGAAGAUACAGCAACUGAAACAGAGGGUGGCUUCUGGGGAAACAGGGAAUGUGGAUUACUAUGCUUUGAUUGGCCUGCGGCGUGGCUGUUCGAGGUCCGAGUUAGAGAGGGCGCAUUUGCUGCUGUGUUUAAGGCACAAGCCCGAUAAGGCCACCAUUUUCAUUGACCGUUGUGAGCUGGCGGAUGAUCGGGAUGUUGAUUCAAUUAGAGAUAAAGCGAAGAUGUCAGCUCUGUUGCUUUACAGAUUGAUGCAGAAGGGUUAUUCGAGCGUGAUGACAACCAUCAUGGAAGAGGAAGCUGCUGAGAAACAGAGAAAGAAGGCUGCUGCUGCACUUGGAGCAGCUCAGGCAGCAGCGGCAAUGCAACUGCAAGUAACUCAAACCCAAGAGUCUUUUAUUGAAUCCUCCUCCUCUUCCUCCUCUAGUUGUUCCAAUUCUAGUAAUAGGAAUAAUAAUCAUAGUAUCAACAAUAAUAUCAUCAAUAAUCAUAGUAUGCAUUCGUCAUCAUCGGAAGCUAAAGCAGCAGCGGCGUCGUUCCAAGGGGUGUUUUGCCGAGACAUUGCGGUGGUUGGGAAUUUGCUGUCGCAGGUUGGGUUUAACCGCCCAAUUACAGUCAAGUAUGAGGCAUUGAGCUGCUGA